Molecule: messenger RNA, 2783 nt
Organism: Homarus americanus (American lobster)
Lineage: Eukaryota; Metazoa; Arthropoda; Malacostraca; Decapoda; Nephropidae
Gene: Ada3
Product: transcriptional adapter 3-A-like
Exons: 12
Coding region: 170-1651 (493 amino acids)
Biological process (GO): regulation of transcription by RNA polymerase II
Cellular component (GO): SAGA complex
Molecular function (GO): transcription coactivator activity
Source: RefSeq, a predicted model, not a curated record
AAGGACGACACCUGCAGCUGGCUCUCGCAGAACGCGGCGGCCAGAAGCGACCCUGGAAAAGUGUAAACAAUUAUUGACUAUUGGCGCCUUAGUGAGGAAUUUCGCCCAAACUAUCAAUGGAACUAAAGCUUUGACCUGUUGUGAUUUCCAUCUAGUAGACAGAUAAGGAAUGAUGCCCCCCUCGCCGAGCAAGUCUAAAAGCGUCCACAAAUCUUCGGGUAAAUUAUUCCGUCACAAAGACAAGGAACGCUCAGGAAGUAGUGGCAGCAGCAGUGGCAGUAGUGGGAAUAAUGGAAGCAGUAGCAGCAGCAGCAGUAGUAGCAGCAGCAGUAAACGAGAUGAACCAAUGGAACUGAAGGACUGUCCCCUGAGCCUACCAAUAGUUGGGUCAUUGGACCACGCUCGAUCACUACCUCGUUACACAGCAUUGGUGAAUGCGGAAGGGGUGUCCAUGGAGGAACUAGACGGUCUUCAGUUAGAGCUGGAGUUGCUGCUGUCAUCAGUCUUGGUUCGGCAAAUGGCGCUCAACAACCAGCUGUCCAUCAUUUACCAGCUGGAGAAAGGCAAAUAUGUACCUAAGCCUCCUGUGUCUCCGGGUAAGAAGAUGAAGCGGGAGGACGGUGAGAGGCCGUCCAAGAAGAUGAAGGACUCCAGCGGAAAGUCCCGAGAUGUUCUGUCCUCGCCUGGGCCUCCUCCUGGAGUUAAGCCACCCAAGUUUUUGUCAUGUCAUCAGGUUAAAUGCUCUGUCCAGAAAUAUGAACCAGUAUUUGAUGUGCCAGACUUGGGUCCCCCAGAGCAACCUAAACCGCCUCCACCAAAGAAUGACAUCACUAACCGUUUCUGGGCCUAUGUGGAGCAGUACUGUCAGGAGAUUACUGUUGAUGAUAUAAAGGUACUAGAGGACCUGAUCAACAGUCCUAAUGAUGACAGCGACUACUUUAAGACGCCUCCACUAGGGCGUCACUACACUCUGCGCUGGGCUCAGGAAGAUCUGCAGGAUGAACAGAAGGAAGGAAUGAAGCUGGCAGAAGGGAAGAAGAAGGGCGUCAAGGGGGAUUCGGGUAAUUCUGACUUGUCUGACAAACUCCUGAAGGAAGUAGAUAUGAACGGGUGCAGUGAUGACGUUGCACCACUUGGUCCCCUGACACAGAGGUUAAUUGCUGGUCUAGUGGAGGAGAACGUCUUGGUUUCUGAUAUUGAGAACAAAGGAGUUGAUGGGUUAGGCCAUACACGACCAGGCUUAAUCAAAUCGUUGGGUCUCGGUAGUGCAUCCAGCCUGGAGAAGCGAAUAAAGAAAGAACUCCAGGAACAAGGGGUUAUGGAGACAGACUAUGGAAAUGAGGAUGACGAUGAUGAAAUUCUAUCAGAGCUACGGAGAUGCCAGUCUGAGCUUCGUGCAGUUUCAGCUCAUAAUGUAACACAACUAACCCGCUUGCUAAAUCUUGCCCGCGAGUCGCUGGUACGCCAUGAUCUUAAAAAGAGACUCCGGGACUCAGAUCAGAAGGUGCUGGAGGCAUACCGUACAAUAGCAGCAGCUCGGCAGAAAAAGAAGACUCCCUCUAAAAAGGACAAAGAUAUUGCCUGGAAAGCUCUAAAAGAUCGUGAGGUCAUUGUUAGACAACUAGAUUUAGCUUCUAAUAAUAAUUGCUAAAUAUAGUAAUAUAUUAUGAAUGUCAGUCAUCUUUUGAUUUUUUAAGGUAUUUAAUGUUAUUCUUCUCAUCAGUUUAUCAUGGAAAAUUCUUGUCAUUUUGACUGAGACUGAAAAUUUUAUCUUAACUUCUUAGUAGUAAAAAAAAAUAUAUCGACAGCUUCAUAAAAUGUUUAUGAGCAAACAGUUCUUAUGAAUCUGUCUAUUAAUACCAUUGAAUGGAAAAACAAAAAUGAGACAAAUAAAUAAUAAGGUUUGUAAAAUGAUACCGGGUAUGUUCACAAACAGUUACUUUUGAUCAUUUUAAUACCAUAAAAGAGUUUACUGUUGGGUGCUCUUGGGAGUGCUUCACUUAAGCAUGUGACGGUUACUCAGUAUAGUAAUUUUAAGUAGAUGCUUCUUCUAUUUAAAUACAGUAUGUAAAAUAAUGCAAUUAUUUUUUUAACUUACCGCAUUAUACAGUCUAUGUUUAUGUAUAGAUUAAUUAGGAUUUGUAAAUUGUGUGUAUAGAAAAAAGUGGCCAGGAAUUGACCUCUUGACUACUGUACUAUAUUAACAACUGUCAUAACUCAUAGAAAAUUAUUGGUUGCUCAUUAUCAUUUACUGAAUAAUUUUACUAAUGCCACUCCAUUGGUGAAUUCCCUGCUAUAUUUUCUUUGUGCUUUUCAAUGUUUUAUAUAAUCAAACUUGAUAUCAAACAUGAAUAGAAAAAAAAUAUUGCAGUGAAUUUACAGAUGUGGCAUCACUACUGUACUCACUUCUAAACCACUAACCAGUCAAUUUGUGUGAAUUAUGUCAGUAACAAAGAAAGCCAAAAGUGGGUGGAGCUUAGUUGAUAGGUCAAUUGGUCACAAGGUGUAUCCAUGUGGACUGUUGAGAAAGUUUUCUCUCUGACAGUCGAGUCAUUCAGGGUUGAUAUUCAUAGAACUGAGUGAGGAAGCAUGAAAAGGGAAUAGAGGAUGAAUGUGUAACGCUGGUUGGUUGUGAACCAGAUUAUCAUAGAGACUUAUUGCAUCCUGGACAUUGUUCAUUUAACUGUCUAUGAAACAAUAUAAUCACCAGGGGUUAUUUGAACAGACAGUUUUGUGAGGAAUCAUUUGUCUUAUGAUGUAAUUAAAACUUUAAAUAUGCAGGC